This is a messenger RNA of Porites evermanni, 1099 nucleotides long. The record is from the annotation of a GenBank genome assembly. Lineage: Eukaryota; Metazoa; Cnidaria; Anthozoa; Scleractinia; Poritidae.
AUGGAGGGGUGCGGUAAGGUGUUCUCUGCCAAUGGGACUUUAACAGCCCACAUGAAGAUUCACAGUGGAGAAAGACCACAUGCAUGUCCUGUAGAUGGAUGUGAGAAAAGGUUUACAAAGGCAUCAAAGUUAAAGCUGCAUUUGAGGUCACAUACGGGUGAAAGGCCAUUUCACUGUGAAGUACAGGUAGAACUAUCAUAAUAUUAUGUUUACAGUCGAACCUCUCUCUACUGUAUGUCUCACUUCACCACAGUGUAUAAAUGAGUGCUGACUGCAAACUGGUGGGUAUAACCCUGCAAUAGACUAGCUUUCUAUCCAGUAGGGAGUGGUAAUACCCCUAUUAUACUUGCCAAGUGUCACACCUGCAGAUUGAAAACUUGGAUCUCACGCCUACUCUCACCUGUGUUCCAAUUUGUCAUGCCUGGUGGAAAAGUUUGAGCCAUUACAGCAUUAACUGACACAUUUGAAAAAUAUAUUAAUUAUUCAAACAAACCAAAACCAAAGAGAGAAAAGAGAAGUCUAUGUGGAUGAUCGACUUUCUCCGAAUUCUCUUUUUUUAGUAGGGAAGUCAAUGUUCCUUUGUGUUCCCAUGUUCGUGUUAGAUGGAACUCUUAGUAACAUCUUCGGAAGUCUUGAGAAUGUUUUCGGACAUCUUCGGAUAUUAUCAGACCCUACAAAAAAUCUUGGCACUCUUAAGAUAAAAAAUGUCACGCCUAUAAACGUAAAAAGUUAGCAGGUAUACCCUAUGUUCUUCUAUUAUACACUCUGGCCUUAUGGGCGUCUUUGGCUCAUGGUGCGCUUUAACCAUUUUUAUCCUACAUGUAUUUUAGAUACCCUAUUCCCCUAAAUGUCUCUGUUUCCUGUCUGACAAUGAUUGUUGUAGAGAUUUGAUUCAUUUCACAGUGUCUUUUUUGUUCAGGGAUGUGGCUGGUCUUUCACAAGUGCUUAUAAACUUAAGCGGCAUAUGCGGAAACACACGGGAGAGAGACCAUUUAUGUGCCUCCAUGAAGGCUGCCUUAAAUCAUUCACAAGAUCAAGUCAUUUAAAGACCCACAUGCUUGUCCAUACAGGAGAAAAACCUUAUGUUUGUCCUGUGGAC